AUGAGCGACAGCGUCACCAUCUCUCUCCUCCCUGUCUCGCUCGCCCUCGUCCACGUCCCUCGCUCACGACUAGAUACCCUCACCCAGCACAUUCUCCGCCAAAUCCUCAGACCCAACCCCAGCUUCCUCAAUGUCACCUGCAACGAGAUCGAGCUCAGCCUCUUCGCCGAGGGACAUGCGCUCAGGGAGGUUGAGAAGAUCGCACGCAAGGAUGCGCGCAAGCUUCGCAGGAGACGAGAGGACCAGGACGCUGUCCAGUCUGGGCAGAGGUCACAGAGCAGGCGGAGUCGACCCGACUGGGAGCCCAUAGAGGUCUCGUCUGACAGAUGGUGUGUCCUCCAGAUUGACUCGCAUUCUGACUCACUCGACAACUCUGGCGCACGAGUGCGCGAACUGUCGGCGCCUCUCGCCGCAGCGGGCAUCUCCAUCCUCUACCAGUCCUCGUACAUGAGCGACUUCAUCUUCGUAAAAUCCUCUCGCCUAUCCCAGGUCAUGUCUCUGCUCGCGACGGCAGGGUUCGGUCUCUACUCGGACAACCCUACCAACCUCACCGCACAGCUCUCGACAUUUACGUCUCCGCUGCUCUCGCCGACGCAGGACGAUACCUCCGUGUCCCUCCUCGACCUCAGCGCCCUCGGCCCGACAUCGAGCACGCGGGUCGACCCAGGCGGCGGCGCGGUGUUCACGCGCUCGCGCAGCAGCACCGACGCGACCAACAGUUCUUCGGGCAGCCGCGCACCUUCCAUCUUGCAGAUGUCCAACCCACACGACUUCUCGCCCGGCCCGACCUCGCCCAUUUCGCCGCUCGCCUUCGACGCACCACCUGACGAGGACGCAGAGGCGGACGCGGACGCGGACACGGAGGAUGAUAUGCUGAUGAAGACCCCCGCGCCGGGCCCCGCGCCAAGGCCAGCCAUGAGCCGCUCGCAUUCGCACUCCCCGUCGGGGUGCGAUGUGAGUGUGCUCGUGCCGGACUUGACGUACGUCGGCCUGUCGGACGAACACGCGGAGAUGUGGGGACUGAAGAUCGUGAAGCUCGUUGCGUACCCGGACCUUAUCGUCGGCACCGGUGCAGGACACUCGGCGUCGUCGAGCGAGUCAGCAGGACCCAGCUCGCCCGUGUCCCCGCUGGAAGCCACGGCUGCUGCUGCGGAUGUCUCGGUGAGAAUCGCGGACGCGGUGAGUAGGAUUGAGGGAGGCGGGAGUGGGAGUGAUACGACCACCCGGGUAGGCGCAGGCUCGGACAAGGAGGACAUUGCUCUUUAUGAGCAUACCGAGCAGUGCAUGCCCUGGGAGGAGGACCUCGGUGAUGCCGAAUCGAGCGACGAGGACGGAUACUUCUCGUCGAGCCCGCGAUUAGGCCAGUCCGACCUCCUAUCGGGCGCAAGGCCGCCGCUCAUGCACCACGAGACGGUUGACACCGUGCACCCUGCGCGACCCAACCUGGCAGGACGCUCGCGCUCCGACUCGAGCUCUUCGACGUCGUCAUCUUCAGCGGGCCCCUCAACGAGCCCACUUGUGCCGUUCUUCUCGUUCACGCGGACGAGCGAGGGGUCGUCGCUCACGGCGCCGGUCUCACUACUGGCAGCACUGUUCCCGCCGAAUGAGCGGGAUAUGGUGAUCUGCAGCGAUGAGCUCUUUAACCUCGACUCGAGGCAAGCGUCCCCUGAGAGGGAUGCCGAUGAGGAGAGCGAGGACGAAGAUGGGACGCCGCAGGGCCCUCUCAGGUGCUUGCAGAUCGACCUGCGGAAAUUCGGGCUAGACAAGCACGGUCUGGUGAACCGCUUCUCGCGCACGCUCGAGGAGAACGGGAUCAAUCACAUGUACAACUCGACCUACAAGACCGCGAACCUCCUUGUCGACAAGGCGCACGCGAGCCGUGCGCAGGCGCUGCUGCGAUCGUGCUGA
Messenger RNA from Rhodofomes roseus, 1908 nucleotides. RefSeq lists its product as uncharacterized. The coding region runs from base 1 to 1908 and encodes 635 amino acids. The record is from RefSeq and is a predicted model, not a curated record. Gene Ontology annotation, cellular component: cytosol. Gene Ontology annotation, biological process: regulation of intracellular signal transduction; cellular response to L-arginine. Lineage: Eukaryota; Fungi; Basidiomycota; Agaricomycetes; Polyporales; Fomitopsidaceae. The transcript is spliced from 4 exons.